Molecule: messenger RNA, 721 nt
Organism: Perca flavescens (yellow perch)
Lineage: Eukaryota; Metazoa; Chordata; Actinopteri; Perciformes; Percidae
Product: gastrula zinc finger protein XlCGF49.1-like
Exons: 1
Biological process (GO): regulation of transcription by RNA polymerase II
Molecular function (GO): RNA polymerase II cis-regulatory region sequence-specific DNA binding; DNA-binding transcription factor activity, RNA polymerase II-specific
Source: RefSeq, a predicted model, not a curated record
AAGGAGACCAGAGAACCUCAGUCAGCUUUAAACUCUCUGAAACAUGAUUCAAGACGUAAGAAAACAUUCAGCUGCUCCGAGUGUGGGAAAAGAUUUAGCACCAGGAGAAAUCUAAAUAGACACAUGAGAACUCACACAGGAGAAAAACCUUUCAGCUGCUCUGAGUGUGGGAGAAGAUUUGGCCACAAGCAACAUCUGAAGAGACACAUGAUAACUCACACAGGAGAAAAACCUUUCAGCUGCUCAGUGUGUAAGAACACUUUUACCCAGAGUGGAAGUUUAAGGAAGCACAUGGUAACUCACACAGGAGAGAAAUCUUUCAGCUGCUCUGAGUGUGGGAGAAGAUUUGGCCAAAGGGGACAUCUGAAGAGACACUUGAUAACUCAUACAGGAGAAAAAGCUUUCAGCUGCCCAGUCUGUAAGAAAUCCUUGGCGAAUAGGGGAAGUGUAAAGGCACACAUGAGAAUCCACACAGGGGAGGAACCAUUUAGCUGCUCUGAGUGUGGAAAACGAUUUAGUCAAAAGUCAAAUCUGAAGACUCACAUGAGAACUCAUACAGGAGAAAAACCUUUCAGCUGCUCAGUCUGUAAGAAAUCUUUUAGACGGAGUGGCCAUUUAAAAUAUCACAUGAAACAACACACAAGAGAGGAACCAUCUACUUCCUGUGUUGGUGACAUCAGAACGCAGUAGGAGUGGAGCUCCAGUGUGGACCUAGCCUGGA